CUUACUUCUCCGUAUAAAUUUGCUACUCUCGCUAGCUCAGAAACCCUAAGCGCCUGAGAAGAUGAAGUUCAACAUUGCAAAUCCAACCACUGGUUGCCAGAAGAAGCUCGAGAUCGACGAUGACCAGAAACUACGUGCGUUUUUCGACAAGAGACUCUCUCAAGAAGUCAGUGGAGAUGCGUUAGGCGAGGAGUUCAAGGGUUACGUUUUUAAGAUCAUGGGUGGUUGCGACAAGCAAGGUUUCCCAAUGAAGCAGGGAGUUUUGACUCCAGGACGUGUUCGUCUUUUGCUUCACCGAGGUACUCCUUGCUUCAGANACUCUCGCUAG
Molecule: messenger RNA, 328 nt
Organism: Camelina sativa (false flax)
Lineage: Eukaryota; Viridiplantae; Streptophyta; Magnoliopsida; Brassicales; Brassicaceae
Product: small ribosomal subunit protein eS6z
Biological process (GO): translation
Cellular component (GO): ribosome
Molecular function (GO): structural constituent of ribosome
Source: RefSeq, a predicted model, not a curated record